Molecule: messenger RNA, 1145 nt
Organism: Cricetulus griseus (Chinese hamster)
Lineage: Eukaryota; Metazoa; Chordata; Mammalia; Rodentia; Cricetidae
Source: RefSeq, a predicted model, not a curated record
AUGGCCUCUGCGGAAAAACACCGCCUGUACCGCCUGAAGCUAGAGGAGCUCACCAAACUCCAGGACAACUGUACCAACUCCAUCACACGCCAGAAGAAAAGGCUCCAGGAGCUGGCCUUGGUGCUGAAAAGAUGCAGGCCCUCUCUCUCAUGCGAGUCUGCAGAGGCCGCACAGGACCUGGAAAACCAGAUGAAGGAGCGCCAAGGCCUCUUCUUUGACAUGGAAGCCUAUUUGCCUAAGAAGAAUGGGUUGUACCUGAGUCUGGUUCUGGGGAAUGUCAACGUGACACUUCUGAGCAAGCAGGCCAAGUUUGCUUACAAAGACGAGUAUGAGAAAUUCAAGCUCUACCACUUGAUCAUCCUCAUUGUCAUCUCCUUCUCUUGUCGCUUCCUGCUCAACUCCAGGUGCAUGUCUGUGUGUGUCUGGGUGUGUCUGGGGGUCUCUGGGGGCAUUCUCAUCAAUAAUGGUUACAGGAUCAAAGGCUGGUGGGUGUUCCAUCAUUACGUGUCCACGUUCCUGUCGGGAGUCAUGCUGACCUGGCCAGAUGGUCUCAUGUACCAGAAGUUCCGGAACCAGUUUCUGUCUUUCUCCAUGUACCAGAGCUUUGUGCAGUUUCUGCAGUAUUACUAUCAGAGCGGGUGCCUGUACCGCCUGCGCGCCCUGGGCGAACGACAUACUAUGGAUCUCACCGUAGAAGGUUUCCAGUCUUGGAUGUGGAGAGGCCUCACCUUCCUGCUUCCUUUCCUCUUCUUUGGACACUUCUGGCAGCUCUUUAAUGCAUUGACAUUGUUCAACUUGGCCCGGGACCCUGAGUGCAAGGAGUGGCAGGUGCUCAUGUGCGGCUUCCCCUUCCUUCUCCUUUUCCUCGGCAACUUUUUCACGACCCUCCGAGUGGUACACCAGAAGUUCCACAGCCAGCAGCAAGGGAGCAAGAAGGAUUAAGCUAGAUGUGAUGGCCAGCCCCAAAGGGGCUUCGACCUGUGUGCCAGGUGGGGUGGCAGGUUGGGGCACCCCUGUGUGUAGGGGGUUCCCUUCUGUGCCCCCUGGGCUUCGUGGGCUCUGUGGGCCCUGAGGAAGGCCUGGGCCUGGAGCCCAGCUUGCAGGAUUUGGGCUCUGGGCCUCAAUAAAGGAAGAGAGGCAUGGAA